GUGACAGUGGGACUGCUCUCCCAUGUACUGAGUAGAGUCGCUAAUACUUCUGCACAAGUGCUCAGAAAUAUCCUGGUGCUGUUGUACGGUCAUUGUCGAGAAGUUUUCUUUUUCCAAUGAGGAAAGCUGUGCUGUUCAGUUUGUGGGGUGGUGUUAUAACUCCUCACCCACUCCAGCCUUUUCAAAAAACCGAGACAUGUUCAAACAUUCCGAGGAGUGACAAAGGAGGCAGUGAGAAUGCUCUGGUUCGUGCUGAACGGGGGAUAAUCACCCUUUCUCAGAUGUUUGCAGAGCUGGAAACUGAGUGUGAAAAAGAGGCAGGCAGUCAGUCCUCAGCCCAGAAACUCUAUGAUGACAUAAGGAAGGUGGAAAUUAACAGGAGUGUGCUUGAUACUGCUGCCACACUCCAGAGAAAUGGCAUAAAAACUGGUGUCGUGGCCAACAUCUGGGUUGAUGACUCUCCUCAGAGGGACAGUGUUGCUAAGAUUCUCUCAGUGCUGGAAAGCUGUUUCGAUGUGGUAGUACGCUCUUGCCACACUGGAUCAAGGCUUCCUGAACCUGAGAUAUUCCACACUGCCUUGGAAGUAUUGAAUGUUAAACCCCACCAGGCUAUCUGGUUGGACGUUAAUGAGGAGAGUGUUCAGGCAGCUGAAAGCUUGGGCAUGACAGCUGUUAAAAUUACUGACAUCAGUGAAGCACUGAUGGAAAUAGAGAAAUUUACAGGGAUAAAGGUUACCAAUGAGCAACAGCCUCUCUGCUGUAAUCCUGAAGAGAUCAGCCAUGGAUAUGUCACUGUUAAGCCAGGGGUGAAGAUUCAUUUUGUGGAGAUGGGGGAUGGGCCUCCAGUCCUGCUCUGCCAUGGAUUCCCAGAAAGCUGGUUUUCCUGGAGAUACCAAAUUCCUGCCUUGGCUAAUGCUGGAUUCAGGGCUAUUGCUAUAGACAUAAAAGGUUUUGGUGACUCGACUGCUCCAGCAGAUAUUGAGGAGUAUUCUCAAGAAAAUAUUUUACAGGAGCUGGUGACCUUUCUGGAUAAGUUGGGCCUUACUCAGGUUACUCUGGUGGGUCAUGACUGGGGUGGUGUGUUUGCAUGGAACAUGGCUCUGUAUUACCCAGAGAGACUGAGGGCUGUGGCUUCUCUCAACACUCCUCUUUUCCCUGUGGAUCCAAACAAAAACCCAAUGCAGACACUUCAGUCUAUACCAGUCUUUGAAUAUCAAAUCUACUUCCAGGAGCCUGGUGUAGCAGAGGCUGAGCUGGAGAAGAACCUGGAGAGAACUUUCAAACUGCUGUUCACUGCUAGUUAUGAGAAAGAUACACUUCCUCAAGUGGAGUUGACUGGGGUCAUUAAAAGAGGUGGUCUGUUUGUUGGAAUGCCAGAAGAAGUUCCCAGAAGUGCUAUUCUGAGUGAGGCCGAGCUGCAGUACUACAUCCAGCAGUACAGGAAGGGUGGCUUCAGGGGGCCUCUGAAUUUGUAUCGAAACGUAGAGAGGAACUGGCGCUGGAUGUGUUCGAGGCCAAGGGGCAAGAUCCUGAUGCCAGCUUUGAUGGUGACUGCAGGGAAGGACAAGGUGCUUCUGCCCAUGUUUUCCACUGGCAUGGAGAAAACAAUUCCCAAAUUAUCAAGGGCUAAUAUUGAGAACUGUGGACACUGGACCCAGAUGGAGAGACCAGCUGAGACCAACAAAAUUCUGAUCUCUUGGCUGAAAGAGAUACACCAGGAAAACUCCAUUCCUUUCUUUUCAAAGCUAUAAGAUUAUUAUAAAAUCAUUGGUCAAGACUGCAAGCUUAGAGGCUGGACACCUACAACUGGGAAUUUUUUAAAAUGUUUUUUAACUAUACUUUGCCUUGCAUAUUUGUUAUCACAUUAUAUUUCUAAAAUUUGCAUUAGUGCUCUACAAAACAUUCUUUAUUAAAAGCUUUAUACAUAACAAAACAAUAAACAACUGUAUUUGUAAUAAA
Molecule: messenger RNA, 1959 nt
Organism: Pangasianodon hypophthalmus (striped catfish)
Lineage: Eukaryota; Metazoa; Chordata; Actinopteri; Siluriformes; Pangasiidae
Gene: ephx2
Product: epoxide hydrolase 2, cytoplasmic
Exons: 19
Coding region: 117-1751 (544 amino acids)
Biological process (GO): phospholipid dephosphorylation; cholesterol homeostasis
Cellular component (GO): peroxisome
Molecular function (GO): magnesium ion binding; lipid phosphatase activity
Source: RefSeq, a predicted model, not a curated record